UCAAGGGAUUACGCUGUGCUCGACCUCCAGGUGGGCCUCGCUCUCCUCAUCUUAUAAAUGUACCUCAUUGCGUUUAGCAGCUCCUCGGGAGUCAAGGAGUCACCCAUAACUUUUAUCAAGAAUAUAAGAGAUUGGAAGGAAUAACUCAGAUGACUUAGGGAUGGAUCUGCAAUUUCAAGAUUUUGGUGAAGCCCGUACCCAGCCAGCAGGUGCGGGUGGCAGCCAGCGUGAACAAACCAUACACUUCUCUGAGUUUCCUGAUUCAGCUGCAGAUGAACUAGAGCAGGAAAAGAUUGGACCCGAGAUUAAGAGGCGAAAAAUAGAUGGACAGUCAGCCCCUUUGUUGCCAUUGCACCCUGCAGAGGUUCAUAUAGCUGCAAUCCUUCCGGAAGGUGUUCACGGUGUAAUAGAUUUUGCUCAAGUAGCCGUUCUUCAAGUGAAGGAAAAGCAGUAUAUAUCACAUGCUGUUAAGGACUUGUCUCUGAAAUUACCAGUGCCAUCUUUAAGCCACUUAAAGAGAGUCCGAAGAUUGCUGACAGUGAGAAAUGAGACGGAAAAUAACAAGUUAGAAGCUCUAAAAGUAAAGAAUGAGGGUAUGUUUGUAUACCUGGACUUUGCAGAAGAGUUUAGUAUUCUUCCCUUUAAAGAAUUUGGUGAUGAUAAUGUUAUGUCUGUGAGUUUAAAGGAUAGAAAUAAGGUCAUAACAAAACUGGAGGAAAAGAAAAUUGAUACUUCCUUAUACACAGAUGAAGUGUUUGUUUCUAGAGUGGCCAGAUACGCCCCAAAAGUGCGUGAUAUGUACGACAAAGUAGCACAGUUCUGGCCUUGCUCAUUUCAUGAAGAUUCAUAUCUAACUCGCCUCUCAUCUGCCAAUAUCUUCAGUCCUGAAGAAGUGAAUGUAAUUGUCAAGCACAUGAAUAAAGCAAUUGAAUUAGGCUCAAAGGGUAAUAAAAAAGGAAAUUCUGCUGUUGGUGUUGUAAUGGUAGAUAGCCAGAGUGGAGAAAUUGUAAGUUCUGCUAAGGAUUCUAGACACACACACCCUUUGCAACAUGCUGCCAUGGUGGCCAUUGAUAACAUAGCUUGUACACAAGGUGGAGGAGCCUGGGUACAGAAUAGUGGAGAGCCUCCUUAUGGAGAUUGUGAAAAACAUGAUUCACUUAAAAAUAUCAUGAACCAAGAAUAUGUUCAAAUUAUUGACAAGGGUAAAAUUAAUAAUGAAGAUUUUAGUAACAGUACCAGUAGUUUUAGAAACACGAGGCCUCUGAACACCAAGAGUACUAUUACGGAUUCCAGCACAACAUACAUAUGUACCGGUAUUGAUGUCUACAUAACACAUGAACCAUGCAUGAUGUGUGCAAUGGCUUUGUUGCAUUCUCGUGUACAUCGUAUUUUUUAUUGCUGUCCUGAGCCUCAUUUAGGUGCUUUAGGGUCGAUAACCAAACUCCACACCUUGCCUGGUAUUAACCACAGAUAUGAAGUGUUUACUGUAACUCAAACUUAGCUGUUUAGUUAGAUUUAGGUUAUUAACUUAGAUGAAUGUGUCUUAGUACAUUAUACAGUACAGUAUACAGUAGUAGUAGCAGUACAUUAUACUGUUUAGCAAAAGAUUUGGAUACAAUACAGGUAUAAGAAAUAGUACAAUAUUUUUUAGGUUUUAUUAAAUCUGAAAAUCUCACAUAUAGAAAAAAAUAAUUAUUCAUCAAAUAGAAUCUUGUCUGACUGAAGUGUGUAAACAUCUGCUAAACCCUUACUCAUUUUGCUUUGAAAGUUUAUUAUAUUCACCAGAUUCAAAGCAGUGGGUUGAUUGUUUCGAUGGACAUUACUGUUUUGAGCUUUGUUCUGAAGAGUUUAAGCUAGUGUCUCAAGCAGAGAGUCGGGUACAAACAGCUGCUGACUAUGGGCAUUUAGUUACUGACAAGUAGUAAUUUUGAGUGGUUGCAUUUUCAUCCCAUGCAUCAUUCAUCUCCACUUGUUUGAGUGAUAUGUACUUCACAUUUCUCACGUCUGAUGAUGUCUGAGCUUUUCUAAAAGUUUCUCUCACUUGAAAUGUUUAAAUUGCUUUUCUCAAAAUGCUGUACCCACCUGAAAUAAAAUUGUGCCAAGUGAAAGGCAGAUAUAUUUAGUAGUACAUAAAAUGAGGUUUUAAUAAGGGGGGAUCAAAUUGGCAUGAUAUAUCAAAUGAGCCCGAAACGGAGCCCUAGUGCAGGGGGGAAUUGUGUAAAACCCUGGUUUGUGUCUCGGAGAGACUGUGGGAUCCGUGUGAAAGCAGUAGCAAUCUUUGUUGCAGUUCUUUUACCAUGUCGUGACUCGAUCAAUUAAGGCGUAUCUCGGAUCAUCCUGGACGUAAAUUCAAACCCUCAUCACGGCCCUUGUGGAUUUAUUUAUUUGUUCAUUUAAUAAGGAAAUUUUUAAAGUUAACAGAGAAACGAUUUGAAUGAGAGGAUGCAUUACAUUAGGAGGCAAUAUAUAUUCGCAAAAAAAAAAGAAAUAAUGAGGAUACAACUGUUGUUCCAAAAGAUAUAUACUACAAUAAAGAUCAACAUAAGUAGUAGACAACUGAUUAUCAGGAAAUUGUGGGCUUGACAAUGUUGAUGGUGACUAAACUUUUUUUUAGAUUGGUGUUAUAUGGUAUAUAAUUAUUAAAACAUUUAGAUUAGAUUCAGUAUGUAAUAAUGUAUUAAGUACUGAAGAGAAUGGAAGAAUCAUAAAAUAUGUUACUGUAUUGAAUAUAAAAUUUAAUGUGUAAUGCUGAUAGGAGUGGUUUUUUCUUGUGAAAACAUCUAUAUUUUACAUGCUCUGUCUAUUUACAAUUCGAGACCAUUGAAAAUAUUUAAGUGUUAAUAAAACUUGCAUGUAAGAAUUGCAUAUAGUUACUUAAAAUGAGUAAUUAAUGCACGUGGGAAGUAACUGUUGCUGACAACUAUAAAGGAUUUAUUUUAAAACA
Messenger RNA from Procambarus clarkii (red swamp crayfish), 2944 nucleotides. Its product is annotated as protein YIPF1. Lineage: Eukaryota; Metazoa; Arthropoda; Malacostraca; Decapoda; Cambaridae. Gene Ontology annotation, biological process: vesicle-mediated transport; tRNA wobble adenosine to inosine editing. The record is from RefSeq and is a predicted model, not a curated record. Gene Ontology annotation, cellular component: membrane; Golgi apparatus; nucleus. Gene Ontology annotation, molecular function: tRNA-specific adenosine-34 deaminase activity; small GTPase binding.